Messenger RNA from Octopus bimaculoides (California two-spot octopus), 336 nucleotides. Its product is annotated as cuticle protein 16.5-like. The record is from RefSeq and is a predicted model, not a curated record. Lineage: Eukaryota; Metazoa; Mollusca; Cephalopoda; Octopoda; Octopodidae.
AUGGCAUUUGUAGCACCAUAUAUGGCAUUUGCAGCACCAUAUAUGGCAUUUGUAGCACCAUAUAUGGCAUUUAUAGCACCAUAUACGGCAUUUGUAGCACCAUAUAUGGCAUUUGCAGCACCAUAUAUGGCAUUUGCAGCACCAUAUAUGGCAUUUGUAGCACCAUAUAUGGCAUUUGUAGCACCAUAUAUGGCAUUUGUAGCACCAUAUACGGCAUUUGUAGCACCAUAUAUGGCAUUUGUAGCACCAUAUAUGGCAUUUGCAGCACCAUAUACGGCAUUUGCAGCACCAUAUAUGGCAUUUGUAGCACCAUAUAUGGCAUUUGUAGCACCAUAG